AUGGCAUUCAAAAAUGUUGAACCCGGGAAGAUAGAGAAUCUUCUCGCGACUUUGACUCUAGAAGAAAAGAUUACUUUGUUGGCCGGGAAGGAUUUCUGGCAGACUGUAGAUUUGCCAGAGAAGGGUGUCCCUUCUGUAAAGACCUCAGAUGGACCAAACGGGGCACGGGGUGCUGCUUUCAAAGGGGGCACAACAUCAGCAUGCUUUCCUGCAUCGUGCCUGCUGGCAGCAACAUGGGAUCGUCAAGCUGUCAGAAAAAUCGGAAGAGCACUCGCAGACGAGACACGAUCAAAAGGAGCAAGAGUUCUAUUGGCUCCCACCGUCUGCCCUCAUCGCCACCCCCUCGGAGGCCGCAAUUUCGAGUCCUUUUCUGAGGACCCGUUCCUAGCUGGGAAAAUGGCGGCGCAGUACAUCCACGGUCUGCAGGACAAUGGGGUUGCUGCUACCAUCAAGCACUAUGCCGUCAAUGAGCAGGAGACCUGUCGUUUCACCGUCAAUGAAAUUGUCGGAGAACGUGCUCUACGAGAAAUCUAUUUGAAACCCUUCGAAAUUGCCAUCAAGGAGGCUAAUCCUCUGGCCGUCAUGACAGCUUAUAACCUUGUCAACGGCACCCAUGCUGAUUCACACAAGUUCCUGCUACAGGACGUUCUACGGGGGCAAUGGGGUUGGGACGGCCUCGUCAUGAGCGACUGGGGGGGUACUAAUUCAACCGCUGACUCCUUAAACGCGGGUUUGGAUCUGGAGAUGCCCGGGCCACCGCGGUGGCGUAAAGUGGAAGAUGUGGUCGCUGCCGUGGAGUCUGGAGCCGUAUCGCACAAGACGAUCGAUGACCACGCGCGCAGGAUUCUUGAGCUCUUGACCAAGCUUAACUGCUUUGAAGAUCCGACCAUUCCAGAAGAACGGGCCAUCAAUCUGCCAGAGCAUCAACGUUUGAUCCGUUCCGUGGGUAGUCAGGGCGUCGUCCUUCUCAAGAACGAUGCAGCUGUGCUGCCUUUGAAAAAGGAGCGGCUGGCCAAUAAAAAGAUCGCCUUACUCGGCUUCGCGCGAGAAGGUCUUAUCCAUGGCGGUGGCAGUGCCAGUGUUAAUGCUCACUACCGUGUCACUCCAGAGGAAGGCCUUCGGGCUGCAUUGGGCGACACAGUGGAGUUUGACUUUGCUAAAGGUGCCAACACCUUCCGUCAGCUGCCUUUACUCGGCGAAGAUGUGGUGGGCCUAGGCGGAAAGCCUGGCUGGACGCUAGAAUUCUUCAACGAGGAGGAACCCACUGGCAAGCCGGCUUCGACAAGCGAUAGUGCGCUACCUACUUAUAUACCCAUCUUUGUCAAGGAGAAGUGGGGAAGCCUUCGAGCUACUGCCCGUUUCACGCCCUCGCACAGUGGGAACCACUACUUCGGCAUGUCUGGGCUGGGACCUUCGAAGGUUAUGAUCGACGGGAAGCUACUCUAUGAUCAGAGGGACAAUUGCCCGGACUCUAUGGCGUUUCUCUUGGGGGGCGUGGAAGAGCCCGAAGUUCAAUUCAGUUUCGAGGCCGGCACGACCUAUACCAUUGAAGUCAUAACGGUCAAGCCCAGCUCUAAAAGCGGGCUUGCUAUGCUCGACGGUUUGAUCGGUUUCCGCCUCGGAUUCAUGACAGAGCAGGAGCACGACCGAGACUUGCUUUCGGAAGCAGUUGAGGUGGCCAAAAGCUCUGACAUUGCUAUCAUUUUCACUGGCCAUACACCCGACUGGGAGACGGAAGGCCAGGAUCAAAAGAGCUUCCAUCUUCCUAGCAAUGGCUCCCAGGACCGGCUGGUAGAAGCAGUUGGCGCCGCAAACCCCAACACCAUCGUCGUCAACAGCACCGGAGUCGCAAUAGCUAUGCCUUGGCUGGGCAAGGUCAAGGCCGUUGUUCAAGCCUGGUUCCCGGGCCAGGAAGCGGGCAAUACCAUUGCCGAUAUUCUUGUGGGAGCAGCCAACCCUUCCGGCCGACUGCCAAUGUCCUUCCCCCACAGAGUCGAGGAUGCUCCCGCACAUGGCAACUUCCCAGGUGAGUAUGUCGAGAACGAUGGCAACCGCCAACUCCAGGUCCAGUACGCGGAAGGUGUUUUUGUCGGGUAUCGACACUACGACCGAUCGGAAGAAAACCGUGGCAAGGUUCUUUUCCCAUUCGGCUAUGGUCUAUCCUAUACCACUUUUGCGCAUGCCAACCAUAAGGUGGACGUGACCAGUGAUGGCACUGUUCAAGUGAGCAUGGAUGUGACAAACACUGGCUCUUAUGCUGGGGACGAUGUUGUUCAAGUCUACGCUGGCAGCAAGGAGGUGGUCCCCGAGAAUCCGGUCAAAGAACUUGUUGGUUUUGUAAAGGUCCAUCUGGAGCCGGGCGAGACCAAGACUACUAGUAUUGAUUUUGAUAUUUAUCAGCUUGCACACUUCAGCGAACAGAGUGGCAAGUGGGAAUUGCAAGCUGGUGACUAUCAGGUGUCAACCGGUAAGUCCGUGACAGAUAUUACCGCACAGGCCAUAAUUACACUUGGACCUGAGCUUUGCAGAAUGCUAGAAGAGAAGACUCGAGAUGCGCGCGUGGGUACAAAGCUGUGA
Molecule: messenger RNA, 2577 nt
Organism: Aspergillus caelatus
Lineage: Eukaryota; Fungi; Ascomycota; Eurotiomycetes; Eurotiales; Aspergillaceae
Product: beta-glucosidase H
Exons: 4
Coding region: 1-2577 (858 amino acids)
Biological process (GO): glucan catabolic process
Molecular function (GO): beta-glucosidase activity
Source: RefSeq, a predicted model, not a curated record